Molecule: messenger RNA, 2124 nt
Organism: Trichoplusia ni (cabbage looper)
Lineage: Eukaryota; Metazoa; Arthropoda; Insecta; Lepidoptera; Noctuidae
Gene: kay
Product: transcription factor kayak
Exons: 5
Coding region: 351-1484 (377 amino acids)
Biological process (GO): regulation of transcription by RNA polymerase II
Cellular component (GO): nucleus
Molecular function (GO): RNA polymerase II cis-regulatory region sequence-specific DNA binding; DNA-binding transcription factor activity, RNA polymerase II-specific
Source: RefSeq, a predicted model, not a curated record
UCAGUAGCGCGCGAUCCGCCGCGGCCGGCCGCCGUACGCGCGCGCAACGAACGAACGACCCGCGCUUCCCGCGCACACGAUACUCCACGCGAUACUUCGCGACAUACGACCCACGAUCCGCCCCAGCCAGACAGCGCCAACCCCUGCACGACAACCCUGUAAUAUCGAUCUCAGUGGUGCAUCGACGGAUCGACCUCACGUAGUUAAUACCUACUGCACUUUUGCGAGGGCGGAUUAUAACGAACAAAUCGACUAACAAACUCGAACCGCACGAAGGUGUCGCGUCGCAAAAAGCGCAACACAAUAGAGUAAGCGUCUAAUUAUAACCGUGGUUGAGUUAGCACCGCAAGAUGCAGAACAUUGAUCCUCUGGAGAUCGCCAACAUCCUCGCCACGGAGCUGUGGUGCCAGCAGUUGGCAAACCUUGAGGGCCUCCAGUCGGGGGUCCCAACCCGCACCACGGCGACCAUCACGCCCACCCAGCUGCGGAACUUCGAGCAGACAUACAUCGAGCUGACGAACUGCCGCAGCGAGCCAACCACUCACGCCGGCUUCGUACCGCCUUCAGUCACGCACGCCAACAACUACGGCAUCCUGAAUCAGGUGGGGUAUAGCGAUUUGGGCCCGACGACGGCGCUGCACGUGUCGCCGGGCCCACUCUCCGCCAGCGGCGACAGCAGCAGCAGCCCUGGUUUGCCCACGCCCAAACGACGCAACAUGGGCGGCAGAAGACCUACCAAAACCCCCACUGACCUAUCACCAGAAGAGGAAGAACGUAGGAAGAUUAGGAGAGAAAGGAAUAAGAUGGCCGCCGCUCGCUGCCGUAAACGCAGACUCGAUCACACGAACGAGCUGCAAGACGAAACUGAUAAGCUUGAGGAGAAGAAACAGUCACUUCAGGAGGAGAUUCGCAAGUUGAACCACGACCGGGAAAAGUUAGAAGCCAUCCUGCAGAGCCACGUGCUGGUUUGUCCCCUGGGCAAGAGGUCUACAAGCCCGCCCGACGUGAAGCCCUUCCAGGAGUACUCGUACCCCGAACUGCCGGAGGACGGCGUCAGAGUCAAGGUCGAGGUCGUGGAGCCCGUCGUCGACCCCGUGCUAGGGUUGGAUAAUAUUUUUACUUCGCCGGCGAACGAUAAGAAAAUAAUGCUGUCGGCGGCCAACCCAGCCGUGGUGACGAGUGCUGCGCACGCGACGCUGGACACGCCCCCCGUACUCUCCCGCCCCAACAGACCCAACUCCCUCCAAGUUCCACUUAGCCUCACACCAGCACAGAUGCACAAUAACAAAGCACUAGGCAACAACAACAAAAUAGCGGGCAUAGAGAUAAGCACGCCCAGCAACGGCAUCCCGUUCAACUUCGACAGCCUGAUGGAGGGCGGCACGGGGCUGACGCCGGUGCACCCGCACCCGUGCGCCAGCCACGCGCGCGCCGCGCCGCUGCCCGCCGAGCCCGACACGCACGCCAGCCUCGUCAGCCUCUAGUGACGUCACGCGGUGAGCCCCACCACCACCACCACAGCGGGACACAGUCCGCGCCACGAAGACUACGCCACUAUUUAUUCAUGACUCUCGGCCGCGCCGAACCCUCUCGUCUUCAAACCUUCUCUACUCUACCGUUCGGUCUACUCAGAGGCGAUCGAAUCUUUCUGAUUCUCUUUAUUUAUUGAGAGCUAUAUUUAAGUGACAUACUUGCUCAUUUGUGCUUUGUAUUUAUAUCGUAGUCUUGUAAUGUUAGUGACGGCCUAGCGUCGCCGGCCUACUGAAGUCAAUUUACGAGCUGUUUUAUAAACAUUCUAAAGAAAUGAAUAUUUUUAUAAAUAGAUGUGUAUUUCCGCAGAAAUAAUAAUUGUGAUCGAAAAAAUAAAACAGAGUUUUAUUUGAAGCAUUUCAGGGAUUUAUUUCGUGUUGUGCUUUAUGUCUAGCGAGGCUAGAAUACUCGGUGCGUUUUGUAUUGUAAGGUUAAUUGUAAAAGAUCUCUUUUACACUGUUCACUUGGAAAUAUUUCGGCACAAAAUGUAUUUAUUGAACGAUCCUCAAAGUAUCUUGUCAUAAUAAACCUCGUGCCAUUAACUACGUCUACUCUCAGGAAUACAAUAAUUACGAGUACGAAAUAUUUAGUUAA